CUAUGAAGGAAAGUACUAUGAUCUUUAUUAGCUCUUAAGAUAAUAAGUGCUCACGUGUGUGUGUGUCGGACCGACGUGGUUUAGUUUGUCUUUUGAUUUUGUCGCUUUGGGAAGCACGUGGGUCUCAGAACUUCGGAGCGCGCUUGCCACCUGUGCCAGAGUCUGGAGCGCGCGCGCCCUCCAGCGCAGAGGCCCGGGAGAACUACAUUACCCAGAAUCCUUGCGCAGAGCCCCUGCGGCGCUAAGCCAAUGGGGGCCCUUGCAGAGGGACGCUUGGGCACGUCCAGGCGGGACUUCCGGCGCCCCUGCGGCGGCGGUCCUUUUGGUGACUCUUGGGUCGGUCCACCUGGACAGGGUCUGAGCUCUUGGUCCGGCCCAAGGUUUCCAUGGCUUCAGAUGCGUUCACGAACCACGCACAGGGUGACCUUGGAGGAUGUGGCUGUGGACUUCACCUGGGAGGAGUGGCAGCUCCUUGGCGAGCCUCAGAGACUCCUGUACCGGGAUGUGAUGCUGGACAACUUCACCCUGGUGGCCUCGCUGGAGCCCCCAGUGGUGCAGUGCUGCCGGGCUCGGUAUGGAGCCUGCCUCAGCCCAGCUGCGGCCGCCUCAUCCUCCCAGGAGCCCCGUGUGUUCGAUCCUGGAGUUACAGAGCAGGCGUCUGGGAUGGCCUGCCCUCUUUAUCCCGCAUCUGCGUGUACAGCAGUGUUUCUCUGC
Oryctolagus cuniculus (rabbit) is the source of this 714-nucleotide messenger RNA. Lineage: Eukaryota; Metazoa; Chordata; Mammalia; Lagomorpha; Leporidae. The record is from RefSeq and is a predicted model, not a curated record.